AUGCCCUCUCGCCUUUCCAUCCAGCGUCCAUCGCCGACAACGGCUCUCUUCACCGUCUCUAAUGCCUCCGUACGCAGCACAAUCACCUCAAAGCUCCUUUUCGCUGUUGAAGCACUGAUCCGAAUCCUCCUUUUCGCAUUCAUCGUGCUCGUCAACGGAGCUUCCGUCCGCUCUUUCAUAGUUGUGUUUGGCAAUGGGAUCAUACCGUGGGAUGAUAUUUGGUCGAGUAGUAUUGGGACGCUAGCAUGCCACAUUUCGGAUAGGCCGGAUUGGCAUUAUAUUUGCCCAGUGAUUGCCGUGAUUGUUUAUCUCGUUGUUAGAAAAGGACAUACAGAAGAAUCGCUCCUGGUCAUUCGCGGACUUGGUGUCCAAACCUCGACCUCCUCCGCCACCUACUUCUCAACCGCCUCCACUCGAUUUAUCCCUACAACGCAAAUACAAGACAUAGUAAUACAUGAGGCUUUCAAGGGAUUUGAGGUCAAGUUCUAUCUUGCCAUCAUUGUGGAAGGGGAGUCGGACGUUGUUGUGGUAUUUCCUGUUCGUGCUCUUAAAAUAUCAUCCUCCCCAAUGUCCGUCCCUUGA
Molecule: messenger RNA, 582 nt
Organism: Paracoccidioides lutzii Pb01
Exons: 2
Coding region: 1-582 (193 amino acids)
Biological process (GO): GPI anchor biosynthetic process
Cellular component (GO): glycosylphosphatidylinositol-N-acetylglucosaminyltransferase (GPI-GnT) complex
Source: RefSeq, a predicted model, not a curated record